Messenger RNA from Rhinocladiella mackenziei CBS 650.93, 798 nucleotides. RefSeq names its product 6-phosphogluconolactonase. Gene Ontology annotation, molecular function: 6-phosphogluconolactonase activity. Bases 1 to 798 code for a protein of 265 amino acids. The record is from RefSeq and is a predicted model, not a curated record. Gene Ontology annotation, biological process: carbohydrate metabolic process; pentose-phosphate shunt. The transcript has a single exon. NCBI's taxonomy places the organism in Eukaryota, Fungi, Ascomycota, Eurotiomycetes, Chaetothyriales, Herpotrichiellaceae.
AUGGGCAGGCAACCGAAUCUGUUCAGUUACCCCACCGUCGACGAAGUUGCAGCCCAUCUGCGAACCUACAUUCUCUUGUGCCAAAAGUCCGCCCUCCAACGUCACGGUGCCUUCAAAAUCGCCGUUUCAGGCGGCAGCCUCCCCGGGACAUUGGCCAAAGCCCUACUCGUCGCGGGCGCGGAUGAAGACCCUGCCUCCGUACCGCAAUUUUCCAAAUGGCAAAUCUUCUUCGCUGACGAGCGCGCCGUGCCCUUCGACCAUGAAGACAGUAACUACGGACUCUUGAAGAAAGAACUGUUGGAUAAAAUCCCCGCGGAGCAAGGAACACCGACCGUCCACCCGAUUGACGUCCAAUAUCUCGAAGAUACUCAAGAGCUCGCCGACCAAUAUCAAGAUGUUCUUAUGUCGAGUUUCGCAAACAAGGAUUCUGUCCGAAUGCCCAUUUUCGAUUUGAUCCUCCUCGGCUGCGGACCCGAUGGGCACACCUGCAGUUUAUUCCCAGGCCACGAAUUACUACGUGAGGCAGAUGCUUGGGUGGCCAGCAUUGAAGACAGUCCGAAACCUCCACCGCGACGGAUCACGCUGACGCUGCCGGUUGUGACACAUGCGCAUAAGAUCGUAUUCGUGGCCACGGGCGGAGGUAAGAAGGAAAUUCUGAAGAAAAUCCUCGAGGCGGACGAUGAAGGGCGCAGUCUGCCUUGUGGGCUUGUCAAUGAAGCCGGGGGGGAGAAGGUCAGUUGGUUCACCGAUAACGCGGCAGUAGAGGGCGUGGCAUUUCCCAGGAGAGGAAGCUUGUAA